Culicoides brevitarsis is the source of this 1982-nucleotide messenger RNA. RefSeq names its product beta-1,4-mannosyltransferase egh. The record is from RefSeq and is a predicted model, not a curated record. Gene Ontology annotation, cellular component: cytoplasm. NCBI's taxonomy places the organism in Eukaryota, Metazoa, Arthropoda, Insecta, Diptera, Ceratopogonidae. Gene Ontology annotation, molecular function: beta-1,4-mannosyltransferase activity. Bases 369 to 1838 code for a protein of 489 amino acids. The transcript is spliced from 5 exons.
CAAAUCGGCACGAAAAUCAAAUCGCGAUAGGAAAAUUUAACUUUUUCACAUUUUCUUUUCGCUUUUCACACAGACAAAAUCCCGUAACGUGCGUGAAAAAUUGCCGGCGAAUCACUUGCUGCGGUCCAAAAAUCAGUAAAAACCCGCAAAAGAUCGUUUAAAGCAAAAGUGAAACCGAUAAAAGCAGCAUUUCUGGGUGUAUCAAUCGCAUUGCAUCCCCAUUUCAUCUGUUCAAAAAGGUAUCGAACGAUGUUGACAAAAACACUUGUCUAAAUUUUCGUAAAAAAAUAUACUACAACGUUACAAGUUCUUUUGCUGAACCUUCAGUCGACUGUUCUAAAUUAUCCUACACAGACACAUAAAAAAAUAUGGAUUUCAAUAAACAUUCUGCCACAAGUCAUGGUCCGAUAAUAGGCACAAUUAAGGGUAUCAGACAAUAUUGGAAGGAGAAUUUACGGCCCACAAUGAAUUCGACGUCAAAACACUUGUUGCAUUGCUUUCUGCUGUUCGCCGUCGUGCUGUUUUGCGAAAUUUUCGCCGGCGGCAUCAAAAUCAGCGAGAAUUCCUUCGUCGUCGUCGAUCCGUGGGCAGAAUAUGGCACUUUCGUAACCAUUUUGCUGUAUUCGCUGCGACUUUUGACGUUUUUAACGCUGCCCCAAGUAUUAUUCAACUUUUGCGGUUUAGUUUUUUACAACGCUUUCCCCGAAAAAGUCACGUUAAAAGGAAGUCCCUUGCUGGCACCAUUUAUUUGCAUCAGAGUCGUGACGCGUGGCGAUUAUGCGGAUUUGGUGAAGUCCAAUGUGCUGCGUAACAUGAACACUUGUCUCGAUACGGGUCUCGAGAAUUUCCUCAUCGAAGUAGUGACAGACAAGGCACUGAAUUUGGCGAAUCAUCGGCGAAUUCGCGAAGUUGUCGUGCCAAAAGACUACAAAACGAAGAGCGGAGCGUUGUUCAAGUCGCGCGCCUUGCAAUAUUGCCUCGAAGAUUCCGUCAAUGUACUUAACAAUAACGAUUGGAUAGUGCAUUUGGACGAAGAAACGCUUCUGACGGAGAAUAGUGUGCGGGGAAUUAUUAAUUUUGUGCUCGAUGGAAAACAUCCCUUUGGACAGGGACUUAUUACGUAUGCCAAUGAGAAUGUGAUCAAUUGGUUGACGACGUUGGCGGAUAGUUUUCGCGUGUCUGACGACAUGGGAAAGUUGCGGUUGCAGUUCAAGAUGUUCCAUAAACCCUUUUUCAGCUGGAAAGGAAGUUAUGUUGUGACACAGAUGCAUGCCGAACGCGCAGUAAGUUUCGACAACGGCGUCGACGGAUCCGUGGCAGAAGAUUGCUUUUUCGCGAUGCGCGCCUUCGCUCAAGGCUACACCUUCAACUUUAUCGAGGGCGAGAUGUACGAAAAGUCUCCCUUUACGUUGAUGGAUUUUCUGCAGCAACGAAAACGCUGGCUCCAAGGCAUCCUGCUUGUCGUGCACUCGAACAUCAUUCCCGUGAAACACAAAAUCCUCCUCACAAUCAGCGUGUAUUCGUGGGUGACACUGCCACUGACGACGUCAAAUGUAUUUUUAGCGGGCCUGUAUCCGAUUCCGUGUCCGUACAUCAUUGACUUCAUUUGCGCCUUCAUUGGGGGCUUCAACGUCUACAUGUACAUCUUCGGAGUGAUCAAGAGUUUUUCCCUUUACCGCUUUGGAUUGAUAAAAUUCUUUGCAUGCGUGCUGGGAGCCGUUUGCACGAUACCUGUGAACGUCGUGAUCGAAAAUGCCGCCGUCGUUUGGGGCUUACUUAGUAAAAAACAUAAAUUUUAUGUUGUACAAAAAGAUAUCUCAUCAUUAGUUACUGUUUAGAGGCAUAAGUUUAAAUUAUUAUUAGCGAACGGAACUUAAUUUAAUUUUUUUUUUGUGAAAAAAAUAUUAAAAAAUAAUUUAAAAAAUAUUCAUAAGUAAAAAAAAAGACAAGAAAAAAAAUUAAAAAAUACAAAAAUUAAUUUU